Lipotes vexillifer (Yangtze River dolphin) is the source of this 1200-nucleotide messenger RNA. It is a transcript of the gene RNF149, whose product is annotated as ring finger protein 149. The transcript is spliced from 7 exons. The record is from RefSeq and is a predicted model, not a curated record. Bases 1 to 1200 code for a protein of 399 amino acids. Lineage: Eukaryota; Metazoa; Chordata; Mammalia; Artiodactyla; Lipotidae.
AUGGCGUGGCGGCGGCGGCGGCGGCCCGAGGCCCGCAGCGGGGCCCGCGGCGCGCUGGCGCUGCUAGCGCUGGCCCUGUGUGCGCCCGGGGCCCGGGGCCGGGCGCUCGAGUGGUACUCGGCCGUGGUGAGCACCGAGUACGUGGACCCGCAGACCAACCGGAGCGUGCGGAGCGUCUCGGAGAGCGGCCGCUUCGGCGAGACCUCACCCAAGGAGGGCGCGCGGGGCCUGGUGGGCGUCCCGCGCGCCGAGGACCGCGACCCCGAGGGCUGCGCGCCCCGCACGCGCUUCCUCGUGCCCGGCGGCCGGGGAGCCGCGCCCUGGGUCGCGCUGGUGGCGCGCGGGGGCUGCACCUUCAAGGACAAGGUGUUGGCGGCGGCUCGGCGGAACGCCUCGGCCGUGGUCCUGUACAACGAGGAGCGCCAUGGGAACCUCACCGCGCCUAUGUCCCACGCGGGAACAGGAAAUAUAGUAGUCAUUAUGGUUAGCUACCCCAAAGGAAGAGAAAUUGUGGAUCUGGUGCAGAAAGACAUUCCAGUCACAAUGACCAUAGGGCUCGGCACCCGGCACGUACAGGAGUUCAUCAGCGGUCAGUCCGUGGUGUUUGUGGCCAUCGCCUUCAUCACCAUGAUGAUUAUCUCAUUAGCCUGGCUAAUAUUUUACUAUAUACAGCGCUUCCUAUACACUGGCUCACAGUUUGGAAGUCAGAGCCAUAGAAAAGAAACAAAGAAACUUAUUGGGCAGCUUCCUCUUCAUACUGUAAAGCAUGGAGAAAAGGGAAUUGAUGUUGAUGCUGAAAGUUGUGCAGUGUGUAUUGAAAAUUUUAAAGGAAAGGAUGUUAUCAGAAUCCUGCCAUGCAAGCAUAUUUUUCAUAGAAUAUGCAUUGACCCAUGGCUUUUGGAUCACCGAACGUGUCCAAUGUGUAAACUUGAUGUCAUCAAAGCCCUGGGAUAUUGGGGAGAGCUUGAGGACGUGCAGGAGACGCCCGCCCCAGAAUCGCCCCCCGGGGGCGUUUCGACUGCAGAUCUGAGUCUUACUUUACCAGAUGGUGACAGAAGUGACGCGGGCAGCUCAGCACUGCCCACCACCAGCGACUCUGCGCCACCUUGCGAGGCCAGUUUUAAAGAGGAUGCAGGUGAAAACACGGCCUUGCUGGAGACAAGCAGGAGUGACCCUCAGCGUGAAGGACCUGUCUCCUAG